AUGGAGUAUCUAGAUCAGUUUUUUAUCGUGUUCAUAGAUGAUAUACUGGUGUAUUCUAAGACUAGGGAGGAACAUAAUGAGCACCUACAUUUUACUUUGCAACGAUUGAGAGAACAUCAGUUGUAUGUGAAGGACAAGAAGUGUGAGAUUUUGUUGUCUGAGGUUGCAUUUUUGGGACACAUUGUCACUAAUAGGGGAAUCAAGAUUGAUCCUGCUAAGGUCGCCACAGUGAAGGAAUUGCCAAUAUCGAAGAAUGCCUCUGAGGUCAAAUGUUUUCUAGGUUUAGUAGGUUAUUACAUGAGAUUUGUGGAAGGGUUCUCGAAGAUAGCUACACCAUUGAUGGAACUCAAGAAAAAGAAUCUAAAAAAAUCACUUGAUCAGACAAGUGUGAGCAAAGCUUUACAUCUGUUGGCAUGUGAUGUUUGGACAUAG
This is a messenger RNA of Humulus lupulus (European hop), 432 nucleotides long. RefSeq lists its product as uncharacterized. The coding region runs from base 1 to 432 and encodes 143 amino acids. The transcript has a single exon. Lineage: Eukaryota; Viridiplantae; Streptophyta; Magnoliopsida; Rosales; Cannabaceae. The record is from RefSeq and is a predicted model, not a curated record.